AUGGCCAAAAAUUUAGAGCAGGCUAUAACUCUUAGUAGAGAGGAACUUAAUGGAUUAAGAAGGUUACCGCAAUCACAACAGAAUCCAUCAAUUAUUGGGUCGGGUUCUAUAGCUCAAAAAGCUAAUUUUUCUCUUCAUGUUUAUGACUUUCGGGAUGUGACUUUGAGGAGGAUGAUUGGCGAUGCUAGAAAUCAUGUUGGGCUCUAUCAUCUCGAGGUUCAAUCGGAUUUUGUGAGACAAUCUCACCUAGGAAUGAGUAACCCUAUUUCUAGUAAAGCCGAUUCUUGCUUAUCCGUUAGUGAGUUGAAAACCGAGAGUGAGAGAUCAAUCAUGGUGUGGCAUUACAACCGAUAUUCGGGGGAGAGCUCUAGUCAAAGUCAACCACAAGAAUAUCGGCUUUUCUUAGAGAGCAUAGAUUGCACCUCGAAACAUCCGAAACUACAAAUACACCUUAUCCAUCCGAAAGUGCUUCUACCCCAUCUCCAAGUGUCCAACCCGAACUCGAAUCGCAACUAA
Dovyalis caffra is the source of this 516-nucleotide messenger RNA. The record is from the annotation of a GenBank genome assembly. Lineage: Eukaryota; Viridiplantae; Streptophyta; Magnoliopsida; Malpighiales; Salicaceae.